GUAAACUUUCUGAAAUGGUGCUAAAAUACAUUUAGGGUACUUUCUCUUCUACCUCAUUGCGGGAGGUGAGCAUGGGAGAGAGUGCAACUGCCACUGAGAGAGAGAGAGAGAGAGAGAGAGAGAGAUUGGCUAGCGUUUUUCUUGUUCGAUGAGCGAACUGUCAUCAAGUAGGCUGUCUAAGCUCCAAAGAUAGGCGAAAGGAGAUCUGCAUGCUGGAUGCUCAUUCAUUAUGGGCAAAGAGGCGAUAAUCACACGUGAAAGCGCGAAACGCAGCAACAGCUGGGCUGAAGUGCGGACCGACAACAGAAGCCUACGACACUGCCUCAUGAAUCUAUGCGCAAAAUGUGUGAACGACUGCGUAAUUGCAUUGGCUUUUCAAACUGUUCUGUUGGGUAUUUCAAUUUAGGAUUCCUGAGUCGAAGGAUUUAUGGUCAGUUCUGCGAAAUGUGGAUUGCUGUCCUCAGAUCACCUGUUGUGCACAUGGUUCUGAAUCGCAAAAGAAUAUACUGUGUAAGAAUAUCUUCAGUUUAAAGCAUCAGUGAUGGCUUAGCAACGAUGUCACAGCUGUACUUCGGUCGAACGGACAACUCUUCGUACAGGGACCGCAUCCCUUUACGAAUAGUACGGGCUGAGUCUGAACUGUCUCCUCAGGAAAAGGCCUAUCUGACUGCAAUAGAGAAAGGAGAUUAUGCCAGUGUGAAGCAAGCGCUGGAUGAGGCUGAGAUCUACUUUAAAAUAAACAUCAACUGUAUCGAUCCGCUUGGACGCACGGCGUUGCUCAUCGCCAUCGAGAAUGAAAACUUGGAGAUCAUAGAACUCCUUCUCACUUUUAAUGUUUAUGUUGGAGAUGCCUUGCUCCACGCCAUUCGCAAGGAGGUGGUCGGCGCCGUGGAGCUCCUGCUCAAUCACAAGAAGCCUAGCGGGGGGAUGCAGGUUCCGCCCAUCUUACUUGACAAGCAGUUCUCGGACUUCACUCCAGACAUAACUCCCAUCAUCCUGGCGGCGCACACCAACAACUAUGAGAUCAUUAAGCUGUUGGUCCAGAAGGGCGUGUCGGUGCCCCAGCCGCACGAGGUGCGCUGCAACUGCGUGGAGUGCGUGUCCAGCUCGGACGUGGACAGCCUGCGGCACUCGCGCUCGCGCCUCAACAUUUACCGGGCGUUGUCCAGCCCCUCGCUCAUCGCCCUGUCCAGCGAGGACCCCUUUCUCACGGCCUUCCGCCUCAGCUGGGAACUGCAGGAGCUCAGCAAGGUGGAGAACGAGUUCAAGUAUGAGUACGAGGAGCUGUCGCACCAGUGCAAGCAGUUCGCCAAGGACCUGCUGGACCAGACGCGCAGCUCCAGGGAGUUGGAGAUGAUCCUCAACUUCAGGGACGACAUGGAGCCGCUGGAGGAGGAGGCGAACAACGACUUGGCACGUCUAAAACUCGCCAUCAAGUACCACCAGAAGGAGUUUGUGGCCCAGCCCAACUGUCAGCAGCUGCUGGCAUCGCGCUGGUAUGACCAGGUCCCUGGCUGGAGGAAGCUCCACUGGAUGGGCAAGUCGGUCACCUGCAUCAUCGUCGGCCUGCUCUUCCCGCUCUUCUCCCUCUGCUACCUGAUGGCGCCCAAGAGCCCGCUGGGGCUCCUCAUCCGCAAACCCUUCAUCAAGUUCAUCUGCCACACGGCAUCCUACCUCACCUUCCUCUUCCUCCUCCUGCUGGCCUCACAGCACAUCGUCUCGCAGGAUGACGACACGCUGGCCGACAGGCAGGGGCCGGCGCCCACCAUUGUGGAGUGGAUGAUCCUGCCCUGGGUUUUAGGUUUCAUCUGGGCCGAGAUUAAACAGAUGUGGGAUGGGGGCUUUCAAGAUUACAUCCAUGACUGGUGGAAUCUCAUGGACUUUGUCAUGAACUCCCUUUAUCUGGCCACCAUCUCUCUGAAGAUCGUUGCAUACCAAAGGUAUGGUGGCACCAAGGUGGAGAGGUGUGAAUGGGACAUGUGGCACCCCACGCUGGUGGCUGAGGCGCUCUUCUCCAUCGCCAACAUCUUCAGCUCGCUGCGCCUCAUCUCGCUCUUCACGGCCAACUCGCACCUGGGCCCGCUGCAGAUCUCGCUCGGCCGCAUGCUGCUGGACAUCCUCAAGUUCCUCUUCAUCUACUGCCUGGUCCUGCUGGCCUUCGCCAACGGCCUCAACCAGCUCUACUUCUACUACGAGACGGACGCCAAGGACGAGAAGGACAAAUGCAAGGGCAUCCGCUGUAAGGAGCAGAAUAAUGCUUUCUCCACGUUGUUUGAGACUCUGCAGUCUCUCUUCUGGUCUGUGUUUGGCCUCAUCAGCUUGUAUGUCACCAAUGUCAAGCCAGAGCAUGAGUUCACCGAGUUUGUUGGCGCGACCAUGUUUGGAACUUACAACAUCAUCUCCCUGGUGGUUCUUCUGAACAUGCUCAUUGCCAUGAUGAACAAUUCCUACCAGCACAUCGCUGAUCAUGCUGACAUUGAGUGGAAGUUUGCCAGGACUAAGCUAUGGAUGAGUUACUUUGAAGAAGGGGGGACCCUUCCUCCUCCGUUCAAUAUCAUCCCCAGCCCAAAGUCCCUCUGGUACCUCUUUAAGUGGUUCAAGAGGCACCUCUGCAGUAAGAAACAUAAAGAAAGGACAGAGACUUUUCAGUCAAUUGGGAGACGUGCUGCUGAGAACCUGCGAAUCAAUCACCAGUACCAGGAAGUUCUCAGGAAUUUGGUGAAGAGAUAUGUGGCUGCAAUGAUCAGGAAUGCAAAGACCGAGCAAGGACUGACAGAAGAGAAUUUUAAGGAGCUGAAGCAGGACAUAUCCAGCUUCCGAUAUGAGGUGCUUGGUAUGCUGAAAGGUGUCAAACCUGGCAUGCAGGCAGUCAAAGGAGGCGCUGGGUCCUCGAGCCUGCCAUUUCCCGAGCAGCCUCGUAGGUGUUCCGUGGUGGCGGCUUCCUCUGGGCAGCUGAAGAGCAAACUCAACCUGCUGACCGCCACCUCUGUGCUGCAGCAGCAGGGAGGUGCCAGAGCUGCUCCCCGGCCGCCAGAGACCCUCGGCAGCCUGGCCAACGGCUCGGUCCCCCGCCUGGCAGCGGCCUCCUCUGCGGCCACCGUGGAGGAAGAGGAGGAGGAACCACGUGGGAACGCAGCGGGUGCCUCUGACCACAACCCAGGCGUAGUGCUGCAGCUGCGCCACCGAGGCGCGGGCCAGUCACGGAUCUACUCCGUGUCCGAGGAGGUAAGCGAGUGGCACGACGACGGAGAGCCGUCAUCGUCGUCGAGGAGCAGGGACGGUGACGAAGAUGGGGAUGCGGGUGCCGUGGAGACCGCGCGGCCUUCCAGCGUGAAAAAGAAAGAUGAAAGGAAAGACUUGCAGGAGGAGGGAGAGCCGGAGGAAGAUAAAGAAGGAGCCAAAUAGCUGAAGGGGACAGAGAGGCUGAGCAGAGACAAGUGUUCCGUGCAGGAAGGAAGGAACACAAAGGGAGGAGAGAUGAAAGGCAGCGCACACAUACAGAGAGACAGAGAGCUGGGAAGAAACGGUGACAAUCAAAUGCUUUCAGGAUGCUCAAGAGGUAACCUCAGAGCCCGACUUCCUCCUGGAUGACUAGAGCACAGUGAAGCAGAGCAAACUUGAACUUGUGCUGAGUCUUUUCACUAUGUGACUUAUGAAGCUCCAGAUGGUAUCUUAACCACACGUAAUCCUCCAAAACUUAUUUAGAAGCAUUUAGACUGUUUGACCAGCUAGGAUGCCCGAUAGUUGGAAACACCAGUACUUUUUGUAUGGCUGAAUUUGUUAGUAAAGGUGUGUCUGUAGCACCUGUAGAAAUCACCUCUUUGAGAUAGAUGACAAGUGCAGGAUCAUAUGAAAUGCACAAAGAUUCAUGAUGCUGGAUAUUAGCAAACCUUUUAUGAAUGUUUAGACUGAAAAGAGGGUGGCAAAUUGAUUGUGAGGUAAUCACUAACCUGAAUUGUCUGACAUGCUAGUGAUUGUACCAAGAAGUUUGGUGAUCAUGAUGACUAUGGUUUCUGAAUGAAACAUAAAAUGCCAGUGAAAUGUUCUAGGUGUUUUACUUAAAUCUUCUGGAAAAAGACUUACAUAACCAUGUCAAAUAUACCAUGGUAGAUGGAUGGUAGAUAGAUACAAUGCAUACAGGAAGUAUUUGCAGCGCUUCACUUGUUCCAAGUUUUGUUGUUUCAGACUCAUCUUAAAAUGGAUUCAAUUCUUUAUUUUUUCUCAUCAAUCUAUG
Molecule: messenger RNA, 4234 nt
Organism: Alosa sapidissima (American shad)
Lineage: Eukaryota; Metazoa; Chordata; Actinopteri; Clupeiformes; Clupeidae
Product: short transient receptor potential channel 4-like
Exons: 12
Coding region: 556-3405 (949 amino acids)
Biological process (GO): calcium ion transmembrane transport; regulation of cytosolic calcium ion concentration; manganese ion transport
Cellular component (GO): membrane; cation channel complex
Molecular function (GO): protein binding; store-operated calcium channel activity; inositol 1,4,5 trisphosphate binding
Source: RefSeq, a predicted model, not a curated record